Messenger RNA from Frankliniella occidentalis (western flower thrips), 1133 nucleotides. RefSeq lists its product as uncharacterized. The coding region runs from base 117 to 995 and encodes 292 amino acids. The transcript has 3 exons. Lineage: Eukaryota; Metazoa; Arthropoda; Insecta; Thysanoptera; Thripidae. The record is from RefSeq and is a predicted model, not a curated record.
ACUGCCCCGCGCCGGUAGGCAGCCGGCGCCGCGGCUCAGACCCGGCCCGGAGGGGCGAGGGCGAGGACGUCGUCGCCAGCGAGCGCAGACCUCCGUCGGCGCGGGCCGGGUGCGACAUGCUCACGCGCAGAGAGAACCUGCUCGUCAGGCCGUGGCAGCAGCGCCGCUUCCAUCACCACCGCAAAAAGGUCGAGUCCGCGCUGCCGGUGGUGGACGUGGGCCCGCCCCCCGAGCGCGGCCACGUCUCGUGCAAGCUCAAGCAGGUCCAGGGCGAGGAGGAGCGGUGCGCGCAGAUCGGCCGCGACAACUGCGCCCUCGUGCUGCGCCUGGCGCACAUCAUGCGCACCUCCCGGGUGGACAACGCCUGGCGACAGCCGCCCCCGACGUUCCUGCGGCGUGUAGGCAUCUACCUGGACCCGGCGACCGUGCUGCCGCCUGCGUCACCGUCGCCCGCGCCGUCCUCGCGGCCGCGGCCCCACACGGCGCGCGCCGGGCGGCCGUCGCCAGCGUCACCGGGCAGCCCGACGGCGACGAGCCCGUCCGCCUCCCCGGCGGCGGAGGAGGACGGCGGCGGCGACGAGGACUCGCAGGACUCGGAGGGGCGGAACCUGCGGUGCUCGGCGUGUCACCCGCGCACGGCGUGGCGCCGGGAGCGGCGCCGGGAGGCGGUGCCCGCCCUGCCGCCCGCCCCCGGCUCCGCCGCGACCAGACCGCCGCCGCCGCAGCCCCCGCCGGCGGCGCCGCGGCCACGCGCCGCCCCCGCCUCGGCCCCGGCCGCCCCCAGGGUCGGGUCGCUGAGCCUGCCGCUCGACCAGGUGGUCAUCACCUACAAGGCCCUGCGCCUGGCCAUCAGCUUCCCCCCGCACGCCUCGGUCCGCAUCCGCAGCGGCAGGGCCGGCGCCAGUGCGGCCGCGGCCGGCGGCGGCACCAGCGCCUCGGAGGACCUGCGGCCCGCGCGCCUCGCGAGCGUCAAGCGCAGCGCGACCAGCGCCUGAGGGCACUGAAAGGACUGCUCGAUUCCCCUUUCCUGUAUUUUGUGAUAAUUUCCCGGUAGUCAUAGUGAUUGUUUGUUUGUUUUCUUUUCUACCGUUUUGUUGAUUUUAUGGUAAUGAAUAAAUAUUAAAAAAGUUUUA